AUAUUAUUGGUGGGCGGUCACAAUCCGUGGUGAAACUGUGAUUAAAAUUGUUUGACCGUUGUUGAUGGGAAGGGGUUGGGGGGGAGGUGUAAUGCUCUUGUAGCAUCUAAAUUUCCAGUUAGUGCGAGCAAAUCAUUCCAUUGAUUCCAGUUAUUCACGUAAUGUGUUCUAUAGGCGCAGCUCGUGGGCCACGUGGGCAAUACGACCUGUACGACCUGUUUAGCAAGUUUAGUCGAAGGAGGCGUGUGGGAGUACAGUGUUAUGAUUUAAGAUUCGUUUGUGGACAAUGGAAUGUUUAUAUGCAAUUGUGAAUGUAAAGCAGUGCCAGGAACUGAGACUUGAAUUACAGAAGAGACAGCUCUUACACCCAAAAUUCCGAUGCAUGAAGAAUUGUGAUGAAGUCAGUAUUCCAGUGAAAGAGAAUGUAACAUGUGAUUUAGAUGUGCUGUGUUCAGAUGAUGGCUCUCUUUUAUUGAAUCGUGUUCCAUUCCGCAUAAUACGAAAUAAAAUUUAUAUGCCAUGCCCAAGAAAGCAGAGACUCAAGAAAGUGAUUGAAGCAGUGAUGAGAAGGAGAGGGCUUUGGGAAAGAAGCCUUGAGGCAGAAAUUCCAGUGGUGUGGGAGAAGUAUGGGGAUUUACUUCUCUUUAAUGGUGACAGAUGCUUUAAGAAUUUAGCUUGGAGUGUAGCAGGGCCAGAGCUGUGGACAAAUGUAUGCGCAGUGCUUAAUGGAAAUCGUGUUGGUCUAAAAGGUCACAUCUCCUCAGAUGGAUUUCGGACACCAAAUGUUCGGUUGGUUUGGGGUGAAUUGAGUUGGGUGGACUGUGUGGACAAUGGAAUCAGGUACAGCUGGGAUGUAACAAAGACCAUGUUCAGUGCUGGCAAUGCUCCAGAGCGUCAUCGAUUGGCCAGGUUCAGAUGCGAUGGUGAGGUGGUUGUGGACAUGUAUGCAGGGAUUGGCUAUUUCACACUCCCUUACCUUGUUCAUGCUAGAGCACGUAUGGUCCAUGCUUGUGAGUGGAAUCCAGAUGCUGUUAUUGCUUUAAGGAAGAACUUGAUUCAGAACAAUGUGAGUGAAAGAUGCAUUAUUCAUGAAGGAGACAAUCAAAAGGUGCAGUUACAUAAUAUUGCAGACAGAGUGAACUUGGGACUUCUGCCAUCUUGUGAGGCUAGCUGGCAGACUGCUUGUAAAGUUCUGAAAUCAACUGGAGGGGUGCUGCAUAUACAUGGAAAUGUCACUUCAGGGAUUGACAAGACGGACACUGGGACUGAUCUUUAUAAUCACAGCUUUGAAACAGCUGAACUUGCAUUGUGUUUGGAGUGCAGACCUAUCCUCAUUCAUGCACUGUCUAAGAAAUUCCUACAUGAAACUUGUAAACAGUCUUUUUCUUUUGAUGGUGAUGAAUUAAUUAUAGGAAACAGCUAUGUUAGUUGGAAGAAAGUUGAGUGGAAGGCUUGGGCACUCCAUGCUUCUCAUUCUAUUUGCAGCAUUCUGAGUGAAGUGUACGAAAUUGUAUGGAAAGUGUCUGUACUACAUCUCCACCGUGUUAAGUCAUAUGCCCCUCAUAUUGAUCAUUUGGUUUUGGAUUUGAGCUGUGAGCCUUGUGUAUGAUGUGAGAUGCUGAGGUUCUCACAGCUGUGACUAUGAAAGUUACUGUCUUCUGGUAUUGAUGCUGUGUUGUUGCCUAUAUCUUUUUUGUUCCAUGCUCAGCAUACUCCUUUAUGGAGAACAUAGAGGUAGCAUGUUCCUCUCAAACAUUGGUAUAUAGAACAUGAGGCAUUAUGCUGUUACACUUACAUUAAUCUUGGAGUGACAAGGCAUUCAGUGUAAACAAGUUUAGUGUAAAUAAUACAGUUAUUUAUAUGGCCUUACAUGUUUUAACCCCCUAGGGCCAUCUUCAGAGGGUCAGCAGUAGAACUAACUUUUUAUAAUUCAUAGGGAGCUUGGUAUAAUAGGUUAUACAGUCAUAACAAUAAAUUAGGUUAAAAUUGUAGACGUUUAAAUAUUGUAGCAUAUAGAUUCAUUACUGGGUAAUGACAUUGAAACAAACAAUGAAGCAACAUCUGCUGCUAGGCAACAGAUUCAUAAUAAGUAUACAAAGCCUUUGCUGAGUUACCCCUUUGCAAACAAACAUGUUCCCACAGAAACAAUUGGAAUACAAAAAUGGUGUUUUCUACACAGUCCAUGCAGAGAUGUUAUGAGGAGGACAAUUGGAGAGAGAGAGAGUAUUAAGGGAGUCUGUGAAAAGAAGACUUAAUUGGUGCAGUUAGCAGUGAAGUGAGGGCGGAAACUGAAGAGUCUCCACUGUUUGAAGCCAUUACCAGGGAAAGACUUGUGAAGACAGUUGUAGUUACAAUCUGUAAGUGGUUAGUAAAUCCAAUCUCCAAUUCAGACACUGUCUGUAGUCACUCAUACACAUCACAAUAUUAUUGGUAAAAUGGCUGGAUCUGUGUAGUGUGUGUGUGUGUGUGUGUGUGUGUGUGGGCAGUCUAACACAUACCUUGACACUACAUGGAUCGAACAGGACAUUCAGAUAUGUGGCAAGCAGCAAGAGAAAAGUAUCCAUCAGGAGAUAUAAUAAAAACUAAAAAAUUUUACUGAUAAUAUUUAAACACCUAAAAUUUUAACCUGUAUUAUUAUUUUUAUUGUUAUGGUGAUUGAUGAUGAUGAUGAGGACGACGACGACUGUAUAACUUAUUAUACUAAGAUCCUUAGCAACCAUAAAGCAAGUUCCCUUUCACUGCAGGGCAUAUGAAGAUGGCCCAAAGGGCUGAAACAUAUAAGGCCAUAUGUAUUAUUUAUGUGACAAUUUUUUUUAUACUGGCUGUAUUGUCAUUCCAACAUUGGUACCUAUGCAUCAAACCAUAAUGUCACAUCCAAGAAGACAUGAGUCAUCUUGCGUGUGAUGUUGGAAACCACAACUUCCAUCUUCUGAGCUGUUUAGAGUAAUUUAAUAUUGUACUGUUGAAACACAAACCUGUAUACAUGAGGAUGUGAUUGUGAUGGCUGUCAUUGUGUGGAAUAGACUGGGGUGUUCAGAAUUAA
Messenger RNA from Cryptotermes secundus, 3043 nucleotides. Its product is annotated as tRNA wybutosine-synthesizing protein 2 homolog. Gene Ontology annotation, molecular function: tRNA methyltransferase activity. NCBI's taxonomy places the organism in Eukaryota, Metazoa, Arthropoda, Insecta, Blattodea, Kalotermitidae. Gene Ontology annotation, biological process: tRNA methylation. Gene Ontology annotation, cellular component: cytoplasm. The coding region runs from base 287 to 1609 and encodes 440 amino acids. The transcript has 6 exons. The record is from RefSeq and is a predicted model, not a curated record.